AUGCAAUUCAAGAAGGCAAAAGACAUUGAAGUCAAGAACUUCAUAGCAGCAGAGUGCUUUGAACUGGCCAAGGAUCGCCUGCCUGACGAGUACAACGUGCUUGGCAUGCGCUGGCUUCUGACUUGGAAGUACGACGAUAAGUACCAGGACGGCCGAAAGGCCAAGGCACGAGCAAUCGUGCUUGGAUACCAGGACCCGUCUUAUGCUGACCGUAAGACUGCUGCACCCACACCCUCAAGAGCGAGUCGUCAACUUUUCUUUCAGCUUUGUAGUUGGAAACGGUUUAAGAUGGCUAAGGGGGACAUAAGUGGGGCUUUCCUUCAAGGUGAUGAUUUGACUGAAGAGCUGUGGUGUAGGCCUCUCAAGGAAAUCACGGAAAAAUUAGAAGUCAAAGAGGGAACUCCCAUGCUCAUGAAGAAAGCUGCUUAUGGUUUGGUUCAGAAAUCGGAUUACAGUAUUGAACUCAAACAAGACCGAUUUAUCGACGAAAUGACUGAAAUCUUUCUGACGAAAGAUCGGAGCAGACAAGUCGAGUGCCCAACGACCGACGAGGAGAAACGGAAACUCAGAGGAGCAUUGGGCUCCUUGUCAUGGUUUAUCGCCUGGAGCGAUGCUGCGUGGGCCAACCGGCCCAAUGAGGUGGAUUCCACGGAAGGGAUUUUCAUUGGGAUGUGCACCCCCAAACUUAGGGAAGGUUUUCAUUCUCCGGUGACCCCUGUCUUUUGGAAAAGCGGUUGCAUCAACAGAGUGUGUAGAUCCCCUGCUACGGCUGAAACCAUGGCUGCUCUGAACACUGAAGAUGAUCUUACCUACGUCUGGGUUAUGUGGUCGGAACUUUUGGGACAUAAUAUCCAACUUAGAGAUGUUGAUCAUGCGGCGAGUUUAACCAAAGGUACCUUAGUGACCGACAGUAAGAACCUGUACGACAAAUUGCACCGGGCGACCCCGGUGGUGAAAGGACCGGAAAAACGCGCUGACAUUGAAGCUCUGUCACUCAGGCAGAACUUGCAACGAUCUCAGACAACCCUCCGGUGGGUUGAAGGUGGGGCUAUGCUUGCAAACGUUUUGACAAAAUGUCAUGAAAAAGCCCAAGGUUGGUUGUUCCUUAGUUUGGACUUUACUUGGAAGCUGGUUUAUGAUCAAAACAUGUGUUCUUCGAAGAAGCGUCGUGCGGCGGGCAUACAACCACUCCAAGACACACAGCACUCACACGUGCGCGCAAAGGAGGAAGGAGAAACUUGA
Molecule: messenger RNA, 1242 nt
Organism: Cladocopium goreaui
Lineage: Eukaryota; Dinophyceae; Suessiales; Symbiodiniaceae
Source: the annotation of a GenBank genome assembly